Messenger RNA from Chrysoperla carnea, 1706 nucleotides. It is a transcript of the gene Rsph4a, whose product is annotated as radial spoke head protein 4 homolog A. NCBI's taxonomy places the organism in Eukaryota, Metazoa, Arthropoda, Insecta, Neuroptera, Chrysopidae. The coding region runs from base 23 to 1690 and encodes 555 amino acids. The record is from RefSeq and is a predicted model, not a curated record. Gene Ontology annotation, biological process: cilium assembly; axoneme assembly; cilium movement involved in cell motility. Gene Ontology annotation, cellular component: axoneme; radial spoke. The transcript has 10 exons.
UUCGUACGUUAAAGUUUCAAUAAUGCAAGACGAAGCAGAUGAAAGCUCUCCUAAUGAUUCAGCAAUGGAUGAGGAAGUGCUUGGUCAAGAACCAAAUUUGGAUCAUCAAUUUAACAAAGCUAAAGCAUUUUUACAAAAACCAAGCUUGUUUACUGGAGACAAUUUAUUUGAUCACUUAUCGGAUUUAUUAAAUAAAAUUUUAUCAGAACGACCUCAAAAUAUAAUCGAUUUUUUUGAAGAUUAUAGCCGAAAAGUAAAGGAGUGUAGAUACAGGAAUGCAACUGAUCAUUUACGAGAUAUUUAUGAACAAACGGAAGAAGUUGAAGAUUCUAUAAAGUUAAAACCUUUAAUAAAUCCACUUCGCGUUGUGGAUUUUGAAGAAUCUGUAGAAGAAUCUGUAGAAGAAUCUGAUGAUUCAUCACACGUUAGUGUAUUAGAAUCUUUUCGUCUGCUAGCUGAAGCUGGUAUUUCAAUUCCAAAAUGUGAUAUGUAUGUUUUAGAAUUAUCGUUACGAAAACUGUAUCAAAAUGAGCCCAUUAAAAACUUAAGGUUCUGGGGUAAAAUUUUUUGUUUAGAAGCUGAUUAUUAUAUAGCUGAAGCAGAAUUAAGUGACGAAGGAAUUGCCCGACUCGAAGCUGAGGAAGAAGAAGAAGAAGAAGCAGAAGAAGAAGACGAAGAAAUGGCAUUGGAAGAGGAAGGUGGAGAACCUGCCCCAACAGUACCUCGUAAAAAACCACCUCUUCCGAAAUUAAUAAAAAUUGAGGAAAAAGUAGUACCAUGUGAAAGGUUUGCGCAGGGUGCUAAUAAAAAACUGUAUUACGUAUGCCAUCAACCGGGAAUAGAUCCAUGGAUUAAAUUACCCGAUGUUACACCUCAACAAAUUUCUGUUAGUCGAAAAAUUAUGAAAUAUUUCACUGGCAAUUUAGAGCAUCCUCUGGAAAGUUGGCCCCCAUUUCCUGGUGUUGAAAAAAAUUAUUUACGUGCACAAAUCGGACGUAUUGCAGCGGGUACAUCAGUAGCUCCUGUUGGAUUAUAUACAUACUUUGAAAAUGAGGAAGAGGAAGAUUUUAACGAUGAAGAUGACGAACGAAUUCGAACAGAAAUUUAUUUAAAUAGCAACUACGAUAAAGUAAAUGUAAGAGACUUGAACGACGGAACUUUAUCAUUUUGGGUACAUACAGCAUUAUAUAUUUUACCACAAGGUAGAUGCAUAUGGUGGAAUCCAAACGAAUUAAAAGGGGAGGAAAAUGAGGAAGAUGAAGAAGGAGGGGAAGAAAUGGUAGAAGCAGAGACUGGGCCAGUACUGUUAUCACCGUUAACUAAUGACGCAUCUUUGGAAUCAAUUCCACCUUGGACAGUAAGAUUAACAACAGCUUUAAUACCAGAGAAAGCUUGUGCUUACAUACGUUCUAAUUUAUGGCCUGGUGCUUACACUGUAACCGCUGACGAUAAAUGCGUUUAUAUGUAUAUGGGUACGGGUCACAAAUAUACAGCAUACAAUUAUUCUCCUCCGCCAUUACACCCAGUAUUGAGAGAAUAUCCAAUCGGUCCUGAAAUUCUAGAAAUGCAGGAUCCAUCCGGUGCUCAAGAAGAAGCGUGGCGUAUAGCCCAUGAAAAACAUCCUCCCGCUGAAGAGGAACAUAUGGAAUCUGAAGAAGAUGACGAAGACGACGACGAUAUUUUGAAUUAAAUUUGAAUGUAUUCAA